CACCGGCCCUCACAUGUGUAGUAACAACACCGUCUUUCGCAGCUUAUUCGCCAACUGACCACGCUAGGACGACGAUGGUGAGCAGCCAACUGAGCACGGGUCUGCCCGCGAUCGCGCGCCGGCCGUCCGUGCGCUCGACGCGCGUGGGUAGCCACGUCCGCAAUGACAACGACUGCGUUACGACCGUCGACGCCUUCCGCUACAUUGAGCGUGGCGUCCGCGCCGAGUACGACAUGUUCUACAGCGAGGCCAUCAACUGCUUUGUGAACGCCGGCGAGUGCUUGCUCAUCGUGGCCGAGCAAAACGACGACGAUGUGAGCCAAAUGCUCUUGGCCAAGUCGCAAGAGGUCAUUGGGUGGGCCGAAGAGCUUUCGAUCUGGCUCGAGAACGGCCGGGCCGGCCCAUUGCCAUCGCGCAACUGCCGCGGGAUCCAAAUUCCGUUCACGAAAGAGUACGAGGGCGGCGAGCACUACGAAGAAGCAGCCGAGCUCAGCUACACACCCGUAGCCACGGUCAACCCGAUCAACUUUACCCUCGACGGCUACCGCAUGCAGUGCGUCACGCGCGGCCGGAAGCCGACCAUGAUGCUCGUCAUCACCAUGUACAACGAAGACGGCGCCGAGCUCGCGCAGACGCUCCGAAAAGUGUGCAACAACGUCAAGUACAUCCAGAAGAACGCGCUGCCGGGCUACGAAGGCGACGACGCCUGGCAAAACAUCGUCGUGUGCAUCGUCUCGGACGGCCGCACCAAGGCCAACCCGUCCGCGACGUCGUUUCUGCGCGAAAUUGGCGUCUUCAACGAGGACGCGAUGACGAUCUUCUCGUCCGGCGCCGCCACGCAAAUGCACCUUUUCGAACGCACGGUGCGUCUCGCCAAGGACCCGCACAACAAGCAGAGCGUCAUCAUGAGCAACAACUCGACGAUCGGCGCCGACUACCCGCCGCUGCAGAUGGUGUAUGCGCUCAAGGAGCACAAUGCGGGGAAGCUCAACUCGCACCUCUGGUUCUUCAACGCCUUUUGCAACCAAGUCGACCCCGAGUACAACAUCCUCCUCGAUGUCGGGACACUGCCGACAAAGGCCGCCUUGUACAAGCUCCUCGCGACGCUCGAGAUGAAGGCCGACAUUGGCGGCGUCUGCGGCGAGAUUGCCGUGAGCCGGCCGAUCCCGAACCUCUGGAACUUUGUCAUCGCGACGCAGCACUUUGAGUACAAGGUGUCGAACCUCCUCGACAAGGCGACCGAGUCGUGCUUUGGCUUUGUCUCGGUCUUGCCCGGUGCGUUCUCAGCCUACCGGUUUGCGGCCAUCAAGGGCGCGCCGCUCCAAGCGUACUUUAAGAGCCUCACGACCGACAUGGCCGAGCUCGGGCCGUUCUAUGGCAACAUGUACCUCGCCGAAGACCGUAUUUUGUGCUUUGAGCUCCUCGCGCGCACGAAUGGCGCGUGGAAGCUCAAGUACAUCAAGGACGCGGUCGCUCGCACGGACGUGCCGUCGACGCUCGUGGAUUUGAUGGCGCAGCGCCGUCGCUGGCUCAACGGCUCGUUCUUUGCGAUGCUCUACUCGAUCGUGCAGUGGGGCCGGCUCUACUCGCACACGAACCACUCGAUCUUGACGAAAGCCGGGCUUAUGAUCCAGUACUUUCAGCUGCUCGUCCAGCUCUUCUUUGGCUGGUUCAUGUGCGGCUUCUUCUACCUCUCGGUGUACUACGUGGUCUUUACGACGCUCAAGAAGUCGAAAUUGCCCUUCUGGGACUCGGAAGAGUGGUACGACGACCACCACUCGAUGGCCAUGUCCAUCUUCAACAUCGUCUACGCGUUCUUGAUCAUGGUGCAGAUCGUCUUUGGCCUUGGCAACAAGCCCAAGCACGUCCAGUGGCUCUACACGUUCCUCUCGGUCUUUUACGCGGUCGUGGUCAUCACGGCCGUCUUCUUCUCGGUCUGCUCGCUCUCGUCGCACAACGGCAUGUCGCCCUUCAACAUUGUGCUCCUCGCCGCGACCUUUGGCGUCUACUUCAUCGCGGCCGCCUUCCAUUUCGAGCUCCACCACGUCGUCUUUACCUUUGUCCAGUACCUCGUGAUGCUGCCGACGACCAUCAACAUCCUCAUGAUCUACGCAUUCUGCAACAUUCAAGAUCUGAGUUGGGGCACAAAGGGCCUCGGCGACAGUGCGGGCCACGGCCCACUGAAAGGUGGCGGCCAGCGCCUCGGGUCGGGCGGCUACAGCGACCUCGUUGCGCAGCGCAAGGCCGCCGAGGCAGCUGCGCGCCAUGACGCAGUCGUCGCGGACCAGGUCAAGCGCCGCUUCGACUCGUUCCGGUCGUACACGCUGCUCUUUUGGCUCAUUUCGAACGCGCUGCUCAUCAUGACGUGCAUCUACUUUGUCGGCGCCAACGUCUUUUUGCCGAGCCUGUUUUUAUUUAUCGCGCUCUUCAACGUCACGCGCCUCCUCGGGUCGAUCGCGUUUGUGGUCGCGACGGGCCGCGACUGGGUCCUCCUCAAGCUCUGUCUCUGCUCGGGCGGCAUGGCCAAGCGCAAGCAAAAGAAGGAGAAGGUCAAGGACCAAGACGGCUUUGGCGCACUCGACAGCUCCAAGGUCCUGCGCCACAGCGCUUAGUCGUCGAGUGCGAUUUGAGAACAAGCAUACAUGAGCAUUUUUUCUAUGGGCA
Molecule: messenger RNA, 2664 nt
Organism: Saprolegnia diclina VS20
Lineage: Eukaryota; Oomycota; Saprolegniomycetes; Saprolegniales; Saprolegniaceae
Exons: 1
Coding region: 75-2612 (845 amino acids)
Cellular component (GO): cell periphery; cell septum
Molecular function (GO): chitin synthase activity
Source: RefSeq, a predicted model, not a curated record